AUGUACAGCAUCAAGAUGUUGCUUCAUGGGCUGGUUGUCGUGCUCGUGGGCGCAGCGCUUGCUAGCGCCCUGACUGAUGCCCAGCUCAAUGCAUCGGCUGCCCAACGCCCCCUCGUCUAUACUCAAGGCGAUGACCUGCACUGGGUCGCCUCAGCCAUGCAGUGGCAAACUGCCGGCACACUCUUGCAACUGACCACGGAAUCUGUAGCUGGGGAAGCCACGACAUUUGAUUUGAGGGGCAGACUUGCUGCUGAAGCUCGCGAUUCUGUCCAGAUCGGCAGCACUGCCACGGGCAUUCACCUUUCUGGAGGCUCUGCUCAUCUAGAAGCGGAGACCGCCAUCUCGCUGAGCAGCAGCCACCCCGAUGGCAUCUCUUUGGCAGGCAACACCAGCAUCAUUUUAAACACUCCCAAGGACCUAUCUCUACGAACCGAUGGCAACCUGACGCUGACUGUCUCAGAUCUGGCCAAUGUCGAGGCCGCUCGCAUAGCUCUCACUGCCCAAAGCUUUUCCCUGGGGUCGACCGCCACAGGCACGGGUGGCAGUUUUAUUGGUGAUGUUCGUGGCAACGUGGUGGCAGCUGGCAACCUCGUGGCCAUCGGCAGUCCCGCAACUGCCAACACGACCCUGACGGGCAACGUCGUGGAAAUGGUUGGUGAUAACGCCAACAAGCGGAUUCGAGUGUCCAGUCAAGCGGUCACAUUGCAAUCCAACUCUGGCAUCACCCUCCGUGCCGGUGAAGCCGUCAUGAACGUUGAUAUUGCUGCUGACAUGGUGGCAAAUCUAUUAGUGCACAUUGCUAGCCUCAAAGCUGAAUUUGAGAGCGUAAGCAGCAGCUUUGAAACGUUAACUGGCAAGCAAUCUCAGGAAACAAGCCUGCUGAACACGGAUAUCGUCCAGAUCUCUCAGCAAGCUUCACAGGAGGCUUCACAAGUCGACGUCCAGUUGCAGCUCGUCGCCAGCCAGAUCGAAUCUCUUGAGGCUAAAGCCACGACCGAGGUGGAUGCUCUGGUCCUCACCCUGGGUGCAGACGUCAGUGCUGCCGAUGCAGCCCUCCAAGUUUUGGAAGCAGAGCGCACAGCUCUGAGUCUCGAGGUCAACACCGAGGCCGAAGCGCUGGCAACCAAGCUCAGCCAGCUGGAGACGAACAGUGAUGCUCCACUUGAGCAGCUCGUCGAGGCAGCAUCAAGCCUCUCCACUAGCGCUGAGGCCUUGGCCGCUUCCUUGGAAUCCAGCCUCAGUGCCAUCUUGGUGGGCCAAAACCCAAGCAUCAGCCGUUUGGAGUCACAGCUUGCGGCUCAAGGCGGCUUUGAUGGUGUAAUGGAAGCUCAACUGGACUCGAUCGAGGCACUUUUGGAUCAGCAAUUGGAGCUGGCAGAAGAUUCUCUGGCUGACCUGCGUUUGUCCAACAUUGAUACUCAUCCGUCUGCCAUUCUGGGUCAAGCGCAGAGCCUCCUGCGCUCCGUCUCUCAGCAAGAGUCGCGCGUGGCCGAAAUGGACAUUUUCUCGGGCGCUCAGCUCAAGACGCUUUCGACACACAUUAGCACCCAAGAGGAUAGCAUCAAUGACUUCAAAGAGACUUUCCCCAAGCUUAUCCCUGUGACCCAACGCCUGGGAUGGGCCGCCAGCCACACGCCCGUUGCCAGCGGAUACUUUGCUGCGCAGUGCGCAACUCACGGCAGCUUUAUGGCAUGUGGGACCUACGCUCAAACGGGCACUUAUCGCGGCCAAGUCUCGAUGUUUCACAUCAAUGAGAAAACCGCCAAGGUGACGUGGAUACAAGAUCUGCGCUUGGCAAGUGGGGGCAGUGUCCACACCACUCCACACACAAACGCAUACUUUGGCACGGCCGUGGACAUGAAUGAUAAAUACAUCGCCGUGGGCGCUCCCGGUGAUUACGGCGUGUCAUUGAGGGAGGCUUAUGUGGGCCGCGUUUACAUUUUUGCUUACUCGAAGAAAACUGGCGAGAUUCAGACGACGCCCGUCAGCGUGGUGGGUGGAGUUUCCCCCAUUGCCAACGCGCGUUGUGGUCACGGUGUCAAAUUCCUGGCCAACCAUCUUCUGACCAUACUUUGCUCCAACGACAGAAUCACUUCAUAUGGCGGCACCAUCAACGUCUACUCGUACGCCCUCACUGGCCAAUCACUGACUUUUACUGCAAUUGGGCGCUCUGAACCCGGGACCAUCGAUGAAGUGUUGAGGAACGGCGGCUUACGCUUGAUGAUGCCUAUGCUCAUGCUCCACACCGACAACUUGCUGUGUUUGCCCUUGAGCAGUCAUCUGAAUAUCUCGGAACUGCGGGCGGGUCGCUCAUUAUCAACCGCGGGUUCAGUGCGGCCAAAAACUUUAUCGCGGCGGGAACAUCUCGCGCUCUCUCCAAACGCCCGUGUCCUCGUCAUCAGCGCACCGCAAGCGUAUGCGGAGUCGGUGACCUAUUCAGGCAUCGUCUACGUGUAUCACAUCAACCCGGAGACGGCAACAAUGAGCACGACCACAUAUACCGAGAUAACGUCGCCCACCGUGACCAGCUCGGGCUUGUUUGGGAGCAAUGUGGCUAUGAGCGAGACCUGGCUGGUCGUUUCAGCCCAUGGCGAGAAUGGCAACAUUGGACGCGUGUACUUUUACCGUUCUAGCUAUGAGGGUGGCACAUUCUUCCUCUCCUCUACCUGGAACCCACCUGCAGCAAGCACGGUUGCGCCCAUUUAUCCCACGCCGUUUUAUGUCGGUCAUGGCGCGCUGAUUCGAACGAACACCACCACCGUUAUUGGUGCUGCCUAUACGUCACCUCAAUCACGCAUGACGCCCUCAUUAGUGACAUAUGCCGGAAGCGUUUACGUUCUCAAAGACAAGAAUUUCUACCCGGUGGUUUCAUUGAAUGACGACGAUGACUUGGCCGCGUGA
Molecule: messenger RNA, 2901 nt
Organism: Monosiga brevicollis MX1
Lineage: Eukaryota; Choanoflagellata; Craspedida; Salpingoecidae
Exons: 17
Coding region: 1-2901 (966 amino acids)
Source: RefSeq, a predicted model, not a curated record